AUGGUUCGUUUGAAGCUGUGGGGUCUGAUCCUCUUCGAGGCUGUCACAACCGUAUCGACGGAAUCCAGAUUCCAAGAGCAGAAGCACCUGGCCGAUGAUACCAGCAACGAUUCCCGCGGGAUAUCCCAAAGCCAAUCACAAGAUUGGAAACAAGGAUGCAAAGAGCACCGAAUUGGGUCUCAUGAGACGGUAGCGGGAGAUGUGCACUUUGGCCCACGGAAGCACGAUGAGCACCCCACCAUUGGCAAGUUGUCUGGCAUCAACUCAACUUCCUGGGAGCAGUGGGUCUUUGAUAGUGUGUCUGACGACGGGUCGAGUGGUAUUUUCCUCUCUCUCGGUCGAGAUGCCUCCUAUUCGUUCUUCGGGCAAGGCAAUCUUCAUGUUGAGUUCUACGCCUUGCUGGCAGACGGCACCAAGAUCCAAGAGCUUGCUUUUGUGGACGAAUCCUCCAUCUACGACUGUGGGGACUUCGUAGCCAGCACCUGGACGUCUGACAGCCACUCAUUCGAAUUUCGCGUCCCUAGAGAAACGGAAAUCGGAGCCAGUACCACCUUUUCCGUGAGGACGCCCAAGUUCCACGGAAGCUUCCUCCUCGCCGGCUCGGCCCCGGGCCAUUUCCCCGACGGAACAUUACACGCGUCGCCGCGAAGCUCAACACAGGUGGCGGCGGGGCUCCACAUGCAUGGCACCGUCCCUGCUGCCCAGGUCCGGGGUAACUUGACAAUCAAGGGACGCCGGGGUGGGUCGGUGUCGUACUCCGGGAUGGGCGGCCAUUUUCACCUGUGGGCCAUUGACAACUGGUUCAAGAUCAUCUGGGGCUUCCGCAUUAUCCGCGGAACUGCCGGUCCGUACUCGUUCUUCUACUGGGAGCCCACGUCGAGAGUCGGCGGCAGGACCCCUCACUACACGGCUAUAUUGUUCAAAAAUGGACAGAAGCUGGUCUCGACACAAGCCAGCGGACCGCCCAUUAGUGAACCGCCGGAGGGAGACUAUGUAAAAGUCUUGGCCACUCAGCAUGGACGUGGGGCUCGUGCUUCAGUUGCUGGACGCUCGACCGGUCAUAUCGUUGAGUUUUCAUCAGCCGGCAAGCAAUGGCGCUUCGAGCUGGAACACCAAUAUGUUCAGGUUCAAAUGCCAUUCGGCCGAGAUACAGGUCUGGCGGUAUUCACAAACAGAGUAUUUGGAGGUGAAACCGGGGGGUGUCAAUACUUGGGAAGUGCCUUUUCCGAAGAAGCGGAGUUCCCGGAAGAGCUCGCAAGGUGGAAGAUCUGGCUGGUCUAUGGUGUGGGAAUGAUGGGUCAGAUGAAGGCACGUGCAGAGACCUGGCUGGCUGAUUUGGGGUUCUAG
This is a messenger RNA of Colletotrichum chrysophilum, 1347 nucleotides long. RefSeq lists its product as uncharacterized. The transcript has a single exon. The record is from RefSeq and is a predicted model, not a curated record. Lineage: Eukaryota; Fungi; Ascomycota; Sordariomycetes; Glomerellales; Glomerellaceae. Bases 1 to 1347 code for a protein of 448 amino acids.